AUGGGCUGGCUGGGGCUCUACGUCUGCAGCCGGCUGCAGCUAGGGAGCCCGCCGCCAGUAGGGGGGCCCCCAGCCCUUGUUUUGGGUUCGGGGGGCCCCACGGGGGGCCCCCAAGAGCGCCAGAGGGGCCUCAACGGCGGCAGCGCCGCAGCCCACAGAGACCCGGGUGGUCAACAAGGACAGCAGCAACAGCAGCGGCAAGAGCCGCUAGAGUUUGUUCUCGAGCUAAAGCAUGCAGCAGCAGCGACAACCGCAACAACGGCAGCAGCAGCUGCUGCGGCGCCGCUCUUGCAGCGACCUCAAGGAAAGAAGCCCACAAACCAAGUAGAGCUGCAGCAGCAGCAGCAGCAGCAGCGGCAACAACGGCAGCAACUGUGGCUGGACGCACGAAAGCAGCAACAGAAGGAGCUGCAGGCCCUGCAGCAGCAAGCAACACGGGCCAAUGCAGCAACCCGAGACGCUGAAGCUGCAGCGCAGCAAGCUCUGGCAGCUACUACACCGCGGCCCUACGGAGCCAGCACAAGCCGCGAUCGCGUAGCAGCAGCAGCAACAGCAGCAGCUGCAGCAGGCGCCGUUGCCUCCUCUUGCGAGGACUUGGGCAACGCACGUGCUGUUGCGCAGCAGCUGCUGCAGCAGCGGCUGCUGCAGCCCGCUGCAGGGUCGGACAGCAAGUUGCUGGCGCUGCUGCUGCUGCAGCAGCUGCUCGAAGCCUCUGGCUACUUCCGCAUUAUUGCUGCUGUCUUGCUCAUAGCUGCUGCACAAGCUCCGGGGGUGCGCCGCAGCAGCAGCCGCAGCAGCAGCAGAAACAAUGCCUCAGCUUUGUCAGCUUCGCUUUCGCUUCUUCAGUGGCUGCAGCAGUUCUCUGUCUUGAUGCUGCUGCGGUCCCCCAAUCCGCCGCCUCGGCGGAAGCAGCAGCAGCAGCAGCAGCAGCAGGCGCUAGCAGCUCAAACCCGCCUGCAGGUGCUGUUUCCCACGGGCACAACUGAAAUGGAAAUGCGUUGCUGCGGCAUGCUUGCUGCGAGGUGUCUGUACACUGCAGCAGCAGCAGCAGCAGCAGCAGCAGACCCCCUCGGCGUGCAGCAGGAAAUCAAAAGGUCCCUAGUGCUGCUGCAGAGCCUUGGCGUAGACAAGGCCCCCCCGUUGCCGGAAAUGGAGGUCCAAGCCAUGUGCGGCACUUCUGCGGAGGUGCUGCUGCAGCAGCAGCAGCAAAUGCUCUUGCUGAGCAGCAGCCAGAACCCAAGCCAUCAGCAGCAGCAGCAGCAGCAGCAACAGCAACAGGUUCCGCCAAAUCUGACGGCCUCGACCUCGUCAGUCGAGAUUCGCAUUGCAGAGGUAAUGUCGAGCCUGGAGCUCCUGCAGGAGCUUCUGCAGCAGCCAACUGCUGAGGGGCUGUCAAUGCUAGACUCCCUGAAGGAAGGGUUGCAGCAGCAGCAGCAGCAGCUGCAGCGGGACGCAACACAGCUUGUAGAUGAGGGACGUCUCGACCGUUUUGCAGACGUUUCAAGGCUCCUGGACACCGUGGAGGCGACUCUACAAAAUUUGGAAGCUACACGUGCCCAUCUUAACCAGGAGACUCAGCAGCAGCAACAUCAGCAGCAGCAGCAUCAACAUGGGGAGCAGCAACACGACCAGCAGCAGCAGGGACAGCAGCGCCAAGAGCAGCAGCCGCACGAACAACAGCAGCAAGAGCAGCAGCGACAGCUGGACUGGAACGAGCGGAAGCAUGACAAUGAAACAAACAGUAUAGCAGACGCAGCAGCAGCAGCAGCAGCUGCAGCAGCAGCAGUAGCAGCAGCAACAGCAGCAACAGCAGCAACAGCAGAAGAAGACCAAGGGCUUUCUGAAGCCGCUUUAACAACAGAGGGACCCACGAGCAGCACAGAUGUACGCACUCCAAUGAUUUCUGAGCAAGCAGAUUUGGCGUCUCCUGCUGCGGCACCUGCUGCAGCAGCUGCUGUUGCUGCCGUUGCUGUUCCAAGCGCAGCAGCAGACGAGCUCAUGCUUUUUGCAAUCGCUGACGAGCCCUUUGACGCGACGCAGCAGCAACUCCAACAGCAGCCGCAGAAGCAGCAACAGGAGCAGCAGCGAAAGGGGGAAGAGAACCAGGGGGUUGGAACUUCUGCUGGUGAGCUGAACACGCACAGCAGCAACAGCAGCAAGAGUCCGACAAGCAAGCGCAGCAGCAGCAGCCGCAGCAGCCGCAGCAGCCGCAAAGAGAAGCGCAGCAGCAGCAGGAGCCACAGCAGAGACUCGAAAGCUGUUGAAGAAGCGUCCUUCACGAUCGAUACAGGUAUAACGUUUCCGGACACGACAGCAGCAACAACUACAGCAACUGGAACAACAGCAGCAGCAGCAGGGAACGAACCAGCAGCUGGCAGCACCGCGGGGGGCGUGAACUCGGGUGCAAGCCCUGAGGAUGAAACAGGUGCGGCAGUGUUGCAGGCGGAUUCGGCUGCUGCUGCUGCUGCAUCUGCUGCUGCUCCAGCUGCUGCUGUUGCGGGCGCGCCGGACACGCCUCAGGGCUGGGGAACUUCGUUGGAAGUGGCCGAAUUUUCAGGUCAGGCAGAGGGCUUGCGAGAGGCUCUCGGGCCUGCUGCUGCUAGUGCUGCAGCACGCAGCAGCUGGGAUUCUCUGGAAGGCGUAGGCGCUACUAGAGUGCAGCAAGAGCAGCAGCAGGUGCAGCAGCAGCAGCGGCAGCAGCAGCGGCAACAGCAGCAAGAGCAGCAGCAGGGGCGGCACCAAGCGGAAAAGAGACGCAGCAGCGCAGCUACAAGCUUCGAGGACUUCGGGGCAUUCUCCUCCGCCCUAUCCGACAGUGGCUCCGACUUGUCCCCGCGAGAUAGGCAGCAGCAGCGGCAGCAGCAGCAGCAGCAAAGAGCUACCCAGCUGCAACAACAGGACAGCAGCAGCAGCCAGCAGAACAGCUUUGAACAGCCCACGUGGCCUUCCCCUGCUGCUUGGUGGCCCCCAGAGCCCAUUUCUAGCGGCCGAUUUGUUUGGGAUGACCCGGCGGACAAGCAAAAACAGCAGCAGCAGCAGCAGGAGCAACAGCAGCAACCAAAGAAAGAGCAGCAGAAGCAGCCUACUGAGCCACAGCAUUCUUACGAGCAUCCUCCAGCCUACAGGCCCAUGGCGAGCCCUCCAGAGAAAAAGGUUUCUUUCUUGGACUCUUCACCAAGAGAGACAGAUGACUCAGAUUCUGGGUCUGUGGCUGCUGCCUGCGGCAGCCUGCAGCAGCAGCAGAAGCAAGAGUGGCAGCAAAAAGUGGGCGCUGCUGAAAAGCACUCAGUCGGAGAAGCAGCAGAAGCAAGUAGCAGCAACGAGGAAGAGCAGCGACGGUCUGCUGCUGAGUGGAGCGCGGAGGUGGCGCUGCUGCGGCAGCAGCGACGGCAGUUGCAACAGCAGCUAGCUGCUGUUGAAGCCGAUGCAGCACGAACGGAGGCAUCUCUUUCAGCCAGCGAGCAACAGCAGGAGAUGUUGAGGGAGCAGCUGGAGGAGCAGCAGCAGGAGCUGCAGAAGCUGCAGCAGGACCUAAAGGCCAGCCGAGCAGCGCAAAAGGCAGCAGAGGAGGCGCUGCAGACGACGCAGCUGCUGCUGCAGCAAAGAUCCUCAGCGGCAGAAAUGGCGAAAGAGAUGUGGCUGAAGGAGAGCGAGAGGGCGUCGAAGCUUGCAGAUGACCUAGACAUUGCCGAGAGGACCAUCGCGCUCCACGAGGAGGCGAUCUUGGGCAGCAAUGCGGAGCAACGGCGACUGCAGCAGGAGCUGCAUGGCCUGCAGCGGCUGCUUUUCACGACACCUGCUGCAGUACAAGUAGCAGCAACAGCGCGGCCUGCAGCUCUUGGGGGCCGCGCUGACGGACACAAGUCUAAAGCAGCAGCAGCAGCAGACAGGGCUCUCUCUCCUGGGCGCUGCAGCACCGCAAGUUCUUUGCCGGUCGGGCUGGCGGGUGAGUUGCACCGGGGAGUUCGCAGCAACGGGAGGCAGCUGCAGCGGCAGCAGCAGCAACAGGAUCACCUGUUCAGCAGCAGUGCUUGUGUAGAGUCCGUCACGGACACAAUAGAAGAGCCCCUUGCAGCUGGAGAGUCGGCGGCCUGGCGCUUCGCCGUAGGUUGCUUUGCUGCUAUUGCUGUUGCUGCUGCUCGUGGUGGAACUGCUGCUGCGCUGCCAUUCUUGUUGUCUCUAUUGCUUUUUCUGCUGCUGUGCUACUUGGUGGCUGGAGUUAGUAGAUUGUUCAUUAUGUGGUUGCUGCUGUUGCUGCUGCAGCAACGCGGACUUGGAGCGGAUUCGUCGGAAAUGGCGGCAGCAGGAGUUGCUACUGCAGCGGCGCCGGAAGAGUCUUUGUGUCCCAUGCCGCAUGUUGCUGCAGCGAGGUCUAUGGACACCGGCUUUCUGCCGCUGCUGCUAACAGACAGUGGGGUGCUUUUAGAGGACGAGACGCUGCAGAUUGGAGUGCAGAAGACAAUAAAGGGCCUCUCAGGCCGCAUAAGCAUUUACUUCGGCAACAAGAGGAGCAGCAUGCUGCAGCAGUUCUGUUGUGAAUUGCUGCUGCCAGCAAGUGGCGGGUUGCUGCUGGAGCCAGAGGACCCCCAGCGGCAGCUGCAGUACCUCAAGGGCAGGGAACAGGUGGCCCAUCAUUUGCUGCUGCAGUGCGUGGAGCCCUUCGACUACUGCCCAAUGAUGCGCGUCUCUUUCUUGAUGCCCGAUGCCACACCCUGGAGGCGCGAGGUAUUUAUUCCUCUGUCUUUGUCGCGGUUCGUCGAGGGCCAUCAAAUGGGCGCAGAUGACUUCUACCAGCUUUGGAAUUUGCAGCACUUCGCAUUGAACGAAACUGCGUGUGUGCUCAACCUCCACCCCCAACUCCAGGGUUCAAUGCUAUCGCUCGUGCGGCGCCUGCAGCUAGGCGGUGCUCUAGCUCUCUGUGCUGCAGCGGGCGAGAGCCACGCACAGACUCUGGCUGUGGCUGGCAGCAUGCAGCGGCCUUCAGGAAACGUUUUGCCGCAGCAGCAGAAUGAGCAGCAGCAGCAGCAGCAACAGGAAGAGCAACAGACACGACCUGUCGUUCGUCUCGUUGUUUUGGCCCGGCUAGAGCUGGGGUCGGGCCAGCAGCAGGGCCGCGCCCGUCUGGUGGUGCGGGCGAGCGACGGCGUGCUGAGCUCGGCCAUUCGGUCUGAGGUGUAUGCACAGCUGGCGAGGGCCCCAAUAGCGUCUUGA
Eimeria necatrix is the source of this 5211-nucleotide messenger RNA. RefSeq lists its product as hypothetical. Gene Ontology annotation, biological process: regulation of mitotic cell cycle; mitotic spindle organization. Lineage: Eukaryota; Apicomplexa; Conoidasida; Eucoccidiorida; Eimeriidae. Gene Ontology annotation, cellular component: mitotic spindle. The record is from RefSeq and is a predicted model, not a curated record. Bases 1 to 5211 code for a protein of 1736 amino acids. The transcript has 16 exons.